Molecule: messenger RNA, 2442 nt
Organism: Sceloporus undulatus (fence lizard)
Lineage: Eukaryota; Metazoa; Chordata; Lepidosauria; Squamata; Phrynosomatidae
Product: vomeronasal type-2 receptor 26-like
Exons: 6
Coding region: 67-2442 (791 amino acids)
Biological process (GO): G protein-coupled receptor signaling pathway
Cellular component (GO): membrane
Molecular function (GO): G protein-coupled receptor activity
Source: RefSeq, a predicted model, not a curated record
UUUUAUCAGUCAGGAAAAAUCAACAUUGCUGCUAUCACAUCUCAGAGUUACAUAUUUUUGCCACCAAUGACCUUUCAACAAAACCCUUCUUCUGAACUCUCUGAUGACAUUGUGUACUUCACCGCAAGGUCAACCUUUCUUGCCUCUAUGCAACUUGUCUCUAGUGUGGAAAGAUUCAUCCCAAACUACAAGUGUGACAUCCACAAUAUUCCAGUAGCAGUCAUUGGAGGACCUGAUUCAUAUGUGUGUGCCCAUCUGACACCGACCCUGGCCCUCUACAAGAUUCCACAGCUUACGUAUGGUUCUGCCCCUGUGCUGGAUAACAACGUCCAAGGAGCUUUCAUCCACCAGAUGUUCCCAGAUGAUACCCACCAAUAUAUGGGGAUUCUUCACUUACUUCACUAUUUCAAUUGGACAUGGGUUGGAGUGCUUUACUUUGAUGAUGAGAAUGGACAGACCUUUGUACAAAAUGUGCUUCCCAUCUUUUCAGAGAAGGGCAUCUGCUUUGACUUCAUAAAAGGAUUCCUCAAAGAAGAUUAUUCCAGCAGAAUAGUAAAUCUUUUGGCAGAAGGAAUUAAAAUGUAUGAAAUCGUCAUGAACAGCACUGCUAGUGUGUUUGUUGUACAUGGCAACAUUCAGACACUACUAAUUAUUGGGAUAUUCCUACAGGUAUCAAAAUUUGAAGAUACACCAACAAAGGCAGAAAGGAAAUUAUUGAUUUUGACAGCCCAGGUGGAUUUCACAGAGCAUCCUUUACAAAGGUUUUGGAGCAUCAAUUACCUCCAUGGUGCUAUAUCGGUUGCAGUUCAUUCAAAAGAGGUAUUAGGUUUCCAGAAAUUUCUUCAGACCAGAAACCUGAUUUCAGAAAAAGAUUUAUUUUUCAGGAUGUUCUGGGAAAAUGCAUUUUUAUGUUACUUAGCUAACGUCACUUCAUACUGGAAUUUUGAAAAACUCUGCACAGGGGAGGAGAAGCUGGAGUCUCUUCCUUCUUCUGUUUUCGAAAUGAGCAUGACUGCCCAUAGCUACAACAUCUACAAUGCUGUCUUUGCUGUGGCCCAUGCGCUGCAGUCUAUGGAAUCCUCACAGUCCAAAAAGAGAGUAUUGGUGAAAGGACAAAACUGUGAGAUUCUCAGUCAGCUGCCAUGGCAGCUCCACCAUUUUGUGAAAUAUGUGUCAUUUAACAACAGUGCUGGAGAAAAGAUUUCCUUUGACCAAAAUGGCACUUUAGAAGCUGGAUUUGAUAUUAUCAACUGGAUUACAUUCCCAAAUAAGUCAUUUAUUAGAAUAAAGGUUGGAACAGUGAAUCCACAUGCUCCCCAAGGCAAUGUGUUCACCAUCUCUGAGAAUGACAUCAUGUGGCCUAACAGCUUUAACCAAGUACGUCCUUUUUCUGUUUGUAACGAUAAUUGCCCUGCAGGUUUCAGCAAGAGAAAGAAGGAAGGAAAACCAUUUUGCUGUUAUGAGUGCAUUCCCUGUCAUGAAGGCAUGAUUUCAAAUGAGACAGACAUGGAUGCCUGUUUUGAGUGCCCAGAAGGACAAUAUCCAAACAAUGGUCAGCAUGGAUGCAUUCCAAAGUAUAUCAUCUUCUUGUCUUUCGACGAACCUUUGGGAGUCACUUUGGCCAUUCUUUCCCUCUCCUUUGCUCUCCUCACAGCUUUGGUGCUUGGGAUCUUCAUUAAAUACAAAGACACUGCCAUAGUGAAAGCUAACAACCGCAGUCUGUCCUAUGUUCUACUCAUCUCUCUCCUACUCUCAUUCAGCUGUGCUUUUCUGUUCAUGGGUCAGCCUGAUGAUGUGACAUGCUUCCUGAGACAAAGUGCUUUUGGCUUCACCUUUACAGUAGCCCUAUCAUGUGUCUUGGCCAAAACCAUCACAGUGGUUCUAGCUUUCAAAGCCACUCAGCCAGGGUCCAAAAUGAGGGAAUGGGUGGGCAAACCACUGGCCAAUUCCAUUGUUUUGUCCUGUUCAUUUAUCCAAGCCAUCAUUUAUGUGGUGUGUCUGAUAAGGUCUCCCCCAUUCCCAGAGAUUGACAAGCACUCAAUGGUCAAAGAAAUUGUCCUGGACUGUAGUCAAGGUUCACCUCUUAGGUUCUACAGUGUCUUCAGCUUUAUAAGUUUCUUGACCAUUGUUAGUUUCAUCAUGGCUUUCCUUGCCCGGAAGUUACCUGACAUUUUUAAUGAAGCCAAGUUUAUCACCUUCAGCAUGUUGGCAUUUUGCAGUGUAUGGAUCACCUUUAUUCCAACAUAUUUGAGCACAAAAGGAAAAUAUGCAUCAGCUGUGGAAGUCUUCUCUAUCCUGGCCUCUGCUGCUGGGUUGUUAAUCUUUAUAUUUUCACCCAAAGUCUAUAUUGUUUUACUGAAGCCGGAGCUAAACAACAAGGAGCAGUUAAUAAGGACAAAAUGUCCCAGAAAGUCCCCCAAAAAUGGUCAAAAUGCCCACUAG